AUAGACACCCAAUCCUCUCCUCCCCCAUUUCCAAACUGACCAGAAUCCACCACAACAAAAAAAAUCAAAAAUGUCAUCUUUCUCCCUCCCAAUCCAUCUUCUCCGGCGAUAUCUAGUGGAACCGACUGCAGUCUCCUCCUUUGAAUGGAUCCCCAACAAAACCUUCGCCUCCUCCCUCACCUUCCUCUUCACCACCAUCUUCUCCUACCUCUCCCUCACCCUCCUCCUCCACCUGCGCCUUCUCCCUCUCCCUUCCCUCUCUCCCUCCUUCCUCCGCCUCCUCUCCACUUUCCACAACAUCAUCCUCCUCCUCCUCUCUGCCUCCAUGGCCCUCGGCUGCUCUCUCUCCUCCUUCACCCAAAUGCCCUCCUUUUCAUGGCUCCUCUGCUUUCCUCCCUCCACCUCCCCCUCCGGCCCCGUUUUCUUCUGGGCCCAUGUUUUCUACCUCUCCAAAAUCUACGAAUUCGUCGACACCGCCCUCAUCCUCCUCGCCGGCGGCAAACGCCUCUCCUUUCUCCACGUCUACCACCAUGCGGUCGUCGUCCUCAUGUGCUACAUCUGGCUCUCCACAGCUCAGUCUCUGCUCCCUGUGGGGCUCAUCACCAACGCCGGAGUACACGUAGCAAUGUACGGUUAUUACUUGUCGGCCAGCAUUGGGUGGCGGUGGGGGAGGCGGUGGAAGCGGGCGGUGACGAGGCUUCAGAUCGCGCAGUUUGUUUUCAGCUUUCUGGUUUCGGUUGGGUUUCUGUGGAUGCAUUUUAGCGGCGGCGGGUGCGAGGGGUUGAAGGGUUGGCUGUUUAAUGCUGUUUUUAAUGCGUCUCUGCUUUUGCUCUUCGUUGAUUUUCAUUCCGCCGCGUACGGGAAGGAGAAGGAGAGCGUAUAGGUUUGCGGAAUGAAGAAUUGAGAGUUAUAUCCGCGUUACAAUUAAUCUAAUUUCUCGGUAAUCUACUUAUAACUUAUAUGUAUCUUCUAGUAAGUUUCAUAUUUCUAUUUUCAUAUAUUUGUAGGUUACAUGUAACUUACAAAGAUAUUAUAUGAGAUAUAAUAUGGAUAUAACCCUAAAUACCCUCUGAAUAACAGAACUCCCUAA
Molecule: messenger RNA, 1090 nt
Organism: Phalaenopsis equestris
Lineage: Eukaryota; Viridiplantae; Streptophyta; Magnoliopsida; Asparagales; Orchidaceae
Product: elongation of fatty acids protein 3-like
Exons: 1
Coding region: 71-883 (270 amino acids)
Biological process (GO): fatty acid elongation, polyunsaturated fatty acid; fatty acid elongation, saturated fatty acid; very long-chain fatty acid biosynthetic process
Cellular component (GO): endoplasmic reticulum membrane
Molecular function (GO): fatty acid elongase activity
Source: RefSeq, a predicted model, not a curated record